This is a messenger RNA of Achroia grisella, 3473 nucleotides long. RefSeq lists its product as uncharacterized. Bases 86 to 2653 code for a protein of 855 amino acids. Gene Ontology annotation, molecular function: nucleosome binding; DNA binding. The record is from RefSeq and is a predicted model, not a curated record. Lineage: Eukaryota; Metazoa; Arthropoda; Insecta; Lepidoptera; Pyralidae. Gene Ontology annotation, cellular component: nucleus. The transcript has 9 exons.
GCUCCUAAAUUAUUAAUAAAAUCAUUAAUUGGAUUCUUAUUAUGAAGCUUGUUAUAAUACUGUGAUAACGAUUUCUUUAGUCGAAAUGGUGAUUCAAAAGAACUGGAAUAAUAUUGAAGCGUCCCAUCAGACUUCUGCUACGGCGAAUUCUUCAAGUAGCUCAUGGAACUUCCCGGCACCCGCAAAAACAACAAUUACAGUACGAGUCAACGAUACCAACAAUAUGCAGAAACAACCUAUCACCCGCCAAAUUGCUAUAAAUACAUUAGCGGCCAUGCACAGAAGGUUCAGUUUGCCUGGACCAGUUCAACCACAUUCAAGACCCAUUGCUGAGUUUCGAGCAAGUGCAAACAAAUCUUUAGACAUGCUGCGCCAGACUAUACAAUCAGCUGUUACACGGGAGAUUGAUCAAGUUAUUAAAAAGUAUUUGGAAAAGUUUUUUGUUCCUGCUGUUAAUAACAUAAGGCUGAAUUUGGGGGAUGAGUCAGUAAGUGAAGAUCAGGUUCGAGCAGUAUGCCGUGCCAUGUUAGAUGCUACUCGCCUUCUGUACACUACUCCCCCUAGACCUGCACCAUCACCAUAUGAGACAAGUGACUCAGAGUCUAGUAACAGCACUGACUCCAAGUUUACAAAGCAUAUUCAUUUGCAGAGUCCAUCACAAAAUAAACGCAAAGAAACGGAAAAUGACAUUGAUUUAUGUAUAAAACGCAAGAAGGUAAAACAAGAAGAAAACAUAGAUAGUGCAUCUUCAUCACCUUUACCGUCGCCUGCCAUCAGAGAUCCUGAGAAGUGGAACCCGACAAGGCUAACUCAAGAUACAUUGUUUAUUAUGGGGUCUCACGCACACAAAGUUUUAGGGUUAGGUAACUCCCGCGGUCGUUUAUACACAAGACAUGCUGGUCUACUCAGAUAUCCUGCAGACAGUGCUGACAAAGAAUGGAUAGCAAGUCACAACUUGGUGAAUGCUGUUGGUGGAAAAACUUACAUAAUGGUUUUAGAAGACAUAGAGGAGCUUGCAAACAGUGAUGCAUACAGACACAAUUCAUUACCAAUGCUUGGAGAGCUAACAGGCUUUAAAGUGCCACCAUUCAUGUUGCGAAAAAUAAAAAGUUAUGUUCUGAAAAGAGCUUUAAGUGGCGAUGAAAGUCCUCAACCAUCUACCAGUGUUAUCCAUGAUGACAAAUUAACUUUAACUGAAGAUAUAAAGCUAGAACCUCUUGAUGACAAUUAUGAUACUAAUUUCAAUGCAAGUCAGUAUAUAAAUGGUGAUAACACACAAGAUUUUGCAGAGAUCAAAGAGCAUGCAGAUUUUGCUGAUAUUAAAGUUGAAGAUAUUGAUGAUAUAAAAAUGGAUGGUAUAAAAGUCGAAGAUUUGGAUGAAAUAAAAGUUGAAGGAAUCAAAGUAGAAGAUUUGGAUGUGAGUGAUAUCAAAGUUGAAAAUAUUGAUGACAUAAAUGUUGAAGCUAUCAAAGUUGAAGACAUAAAGUUAGAGAAUGAUGAUGCAUUUUCUUUAUGUAAACAGACUGAAGAUGAACAGAGUAACUUGGUUGAUGGGUUGCUUGAUGCGGACAUCGAGUUUUUAAGCAGAAACUUGGGCAACAUAGAGAGUGAUGCAGAUGCUAGGAAGACUAUUGAAAAGUUAACUGGGGCAAAUCCUGAUACUAUAACAUUAGUUGGUGAUGAAUUUGACUUGGGGACAACAUUGAACACUAAUAAUUUCUCAAGCAACCAAACGACUAAGUGCAUAACUGUGGCGUCCACUACAAGCGGAAUGAUACAUAGUGUGCCAGUUGCUCAUAUAGCAGCACCGCCACGUCUCACAGGCAGCACCCUGCACUACUACACCAGCCACACGGGCCACGGCAAUCACCCGGGUCACGUGACCCAUGCUAGCCCAACCGCCCCAUCGUCAGCAACACGAACCGUGCAUCAUUUACCGCAAGCCACUGUGACUAUACAAAGCAUUCCGGGUUCCACUUCGCAGAUGAUUCGCGGAAUACCAAUUAACACAAAAACUGGUACAUUCAGCACAGUGAUGUCCCAAGGGACAGCGAGUACGAUAAUUGGCUUCGGAACCAGAGCGUCCAACGCGACGAUUCUCGGCACACCACAGUAUGUUAAUGUCUCUUCUAAAUCUUUUCCCACUGGUAACAUACUGCAUAAUGCUAUUGUUUCCCGAAAUAUUCUUAACCGUACGAACUUGGCAGCAGUUACUUCUGGAGUGUCAUUCAAUGUAGCUGCAGUCAGACCCAUCUCUCAAACAAGUACUCCAAAGAUCAGUACAGUUGUAACAGCCAGUUCAAAUGACUUUGAUAAUAUAUCUACAACAAAGGAUAUGAUUGAUAAUGCUUGCAAUUCGUCUGUGAUGUUGAAAAAAGUCCUGACACUUGGUAGUGCAGGUGCAGCUAAAUCUUUCAUGAUGCAUAACACACAAAAGGUAUUGUCGACUGGAUUUGCAAAUGGCGUUACACCGCCACCCAACGUAACUAUAGUCAGUUCGGGUACUGGCGGAGGUUUGCAUAGCAAUGCCAAUGUUGGUCAUUCGACAUCCAACAUAAUGAGCCCAACAUCAGGUACAUUAAGUGCUACACACGCGACUUUAUCUGCGUUACUGGCGUCAAGUGAUGGAAGCGUUCAGCCGAGCAAUAAUUAAAUCAUAUACAAAAUCUUCAUCUUCAUAAUAUUUUGGCAAAAUGAAUGUUGAUCUCAUAAUUAGAUAAUUUUAAGACUACCCACAUUCACUAAACUCAUAAACCUAGUAUAUAUAUCAUAAUUUGAAUUUGAUGUCAUAGACUUAGAGUGUGCCAAAGUUUAAUUCUAAAAUAAUAAGACUUGAUGUUAUAGUUGAACUAAAUGAUGUACCUGCAAAUGUAAUCUUUUAUAUAUAUUUUAUUCAUAGAAAGAACUAUACUGCGUCCAGUUACUGAUAACACUUAAUUAUAUAUAAUAGUAAAAGGAUCUAUUAUGGUACUUAGUAUUUUUUGUACAUAGUGUGCAAAUAUUUACUAAUAUUAAUAAUUCUGUGUCAUUGUGUUAAAAAGAAGUUUUCUUUAAUAUAAUGAUGUACUGCUUAAUAUUCGAGGUAGUUGUGUAAAACGGUUUUUAAUAAGGACUAGAACAUUUAUUUAACAUUAAUAAUAAAAAGUGGUUGUGCAUGAUUUUACAAUAUUAUAAUAAGUAGUGACAGAUGGGUAGUGUUGCCACCUGAGUGAUUUAAUUUGGCACUCACUCAUUAAAAAAGUUAACACAUUGUCAGUAUUGAAGAAGUAGUUGUUACUGAAUUCCAAUCUGCGCUAGUAAAUACAAAAGUUUACACUUUAUCUAUGAGUGCGAGGUACUUAAACGUAUGUUUAUUGUGAUAAUGCGUUUUUGUUGAAAUGGAGGUACUAAAAAAGAUUUAUUCAUAUUUACUAUCAUAGGUAAGAUAUAGUUUGUAAAGUUUGACCCACAAUGAGAACUCUUCAUAAUGAUAG